UCGAUACAAUUGCGCUCGACUUUAUUUUAUGAAGUGUCGACUCGGCGAAAUCGCGUUAGGAAAGUUUAAAGCAACGUUGACGAAAAUUCGAAGUAAUACACAGUUCGAUAAAGUUUGACAGAAUGCCGAAAGCCAAGUACGUUGACGAGGACAGACUUCCUUUCUUCCUGGACGAAAGCGAAGUCAAGAUUGUUGAUCUUCCGUAUAUGUACAUCGAAGGUCCAAUUCAGGGUGCUCAAUUCAAUUCUCCGAUGAUCAAGGGUGUCGCGCACCAUUUAAGGAGAUGGCCGAACGAUCUGUUCUCCUCGUUCAUGACAGCGUGUCUCAUUAUUAGCGGUCUGGUCCUUUUUGCCUUCGUCACGGCAAUACUUUGCUCACCUGCAAUGAGUGAUGAUAAUUGCUGUGAAUAUAGGUUCUUCGAAGACGAGCAUUCAUUCAAUGUCUAUUUCGUGAAGGAAGCUACACAAGUCUGGUCCAAAAAAGAAUUCUGCUAUAUCGAGGCUGCAGCGAGAGAGCAACCCGAUCUGAAUAUACAUUUGAUUAAUUUGAUGCGCACUUCCGAUGCAUUAAAUAUUCCGGAAGCUCAUUUCAAAAUGGCACUAGCCACUCAACACACCAAUAUUCGUAUAGCCGAUUUAUCGAUCGACGAAUUUUUCAGCAAGUCAAAAUUAUUUAACAUUGCGAAAAAUUUGAACAACGGAUUAUUACUGAUGGCAGCAAGAGCAUAUUUACUCUGGAAUUCGCCCGGAGUUGCUAUGCAUCCUAGUGCGUAUUGCAACUUAUCGAGUAUCAAUAAAUUUCGGUAUAAGGGAGAAAAACGAGAUUACACGCCCAACAAAUUAAUCACGAUUGACCCGACAAUCGAUUUGCAAGCAACGGAAGUACAAUGUCAAGCAUUUUUAGGAUUUUUAUUACAGGAAAUAUCGAAAAAUGCAACGCAAAUUUAUAAUUUGAAGGACGCUUUGCGUAAAUAUUGUCCAAGGAUUGAUAAAUGUCCUGAAGUGCAAAUACUUGAUUUAAAAUCACGAUGCUCUAUCAAUAUUCUCGAUUGUCCUACAGUUCAUAUGACUGGAAAUUUUUAGAAAUUUACAAGAGAUAUUUAAAGAGAUUGGUUCUGUGAAGUGCCAUAGAAGAAUUUAAUGUAACUGAUCUGGAAAUUUGUAUUUAGAAAUUGAAAAAGAACUGCGAUAUUGAGAUUUUUAUAAUAAGAUUUUUCACAAAAUUAAUAAGACAAUUUGAAGAAGAAAUAUAUUUUUCUUUAAUUAAGAAAUACCGCCGAAACUGCACCAUUUGUGAAAAAUAUGUAUAUAAUAUAUACGGAAUA
Molecule: messenger RNA, 1324 nt
Organism: Cataglyphis hispanica
Lineage: Eukaryota; Metazoa; Arthropoda; Insecta; Hymenoptera; Formicidae
Exons: 7
Coding region: 123-1082 (319 amino acids)
Source: RefSeq, a predicted model, not a curated record